GAGAGAGAGAGAGGUGCGGUGGACGGAAUUACAUCGUGGGGAAAUAAUAAUGUGACACACACCAGCAGCAACAAUAUCCAUUUGGACUGUGCGCCACGUUGUGCGUGCGCUUUUGUUUUCGCACCAACUUUGGCCAAGUCGCAGCGGACCCGGCGAUCCGGUGUGUUGCCCCCAAAGGCUGCGUGACAAGUUGGGAGAAGGUGGCGGAGGAAAGAGGAGAAGUCGCAUCACUAUUUCUAAAAUUGGUACAGUGAGAUUUUGGGGUGGAGGGGGCGUGGACGGCGGAGAGGAGCGGCGGCGGCGGCGGCGAACAUGUUGGCUUUUGGCUGCGGUUCCAGUGUAGUGAUGUGCCGGCUGGAAGAGGAACCGAGCGACGCGUAGAGGACGUGGACUGAGCGGCUGGACGCGGAACGCAUUCGUCGGCUUUCUGUCAUUUUAAAGCCCGCUUGUGUUUUUUUAGUUUUUUACGUGGAUGUAUUUCUUCAACGCGCUGUAGGAGAUUUGAAGGAAGGAGCCGGAGCCGUGGAGCGGGGGUUUAAGACGCAGCAGCUGCCGUGCGUAACAAACCAAAUCUGCUCCGUGCCGCAGCUAUUUGAAUGAGAAUAGUUGGCUUUCAGUUUUGUGUAAGGAAGCCUAAUUGCUGGAAGUGAGUGCGCAUGGUAAAUUGCUGUCCGUGCGUAAAAUCGAUGUUUUAAUGACAUUUGGGAUUUGAAAGCUGCGGCAAGUGAAAGUGAGGUGAUCUCCAUGUGUAAAUAUUGACAGGUGUUAUCAACCUUUCAUUCACUAGCGGGUCUGUUCGUGUAUCUAACACAUCGCGGACUCAUUUGUAACCAAAGCUGCGCCAUGGAUCGUCCACGUUCUUGUUUAAUCCUGCAGUUUUAACACACGUUGAUGGGAACAACCUUAGGAUGCGUUUGAAACGCCGGAUGGGAAAGUAACCAUCACUUCAGUGUCCUCUUCCCUCCCGAGUUGUAGCAGCCAAAAUGACAAGCAACGGACCUGUCAUCGUCUUCGAGUGGCUGAAGACCCUCCAGCUCGCCCAGUACGUCGAGGCUUUCGUGGAUAACGGAUACGACGACCUGGAGGUUUGCAAACAGAUAGGAGACCCCGACCUGGAUGCCAUCGGCGUCUACAUCCCCCACCACCGGCAGAGGAUCCACGACGCGGUGAGGAGGCUGAAGGAGGACGCCAAAGACACGGCGAGCGCGCUCUACUUCACCCUGGAGCCGAUGCCACCCGCGGCCGAGAUUUAUACCAGUCACAUGGUGGACCAGUACGAGUCCAAACUGCGCGGGUCCAAGUCCUGGACCGAGCCCAACAGUGACCGGGUCGGGCGCACCGGUGGCUACGUGGGUGCGCAGCGGAACCUGACGCUGGGCAACAGGAGGGAGCUGGUGAUUUACCCCAAGCUGAAGCUGAAGAUCAUGAUCAGGGAUAAACUCAUCAGAGAUGGCAUCAACCUGGCCAAGCCGCCCUAUUCUAAUAAGGAUGGUUCUCUGGGCAACAUAGAUGACCUUGCACAGGAGUACUCUGAGUACUACAACACCUGCUUCGGUGACGUCAGCGAUCGUGUGGAGGAGCUGCGCAAACGACGAGUUUCCCAAGAGCUCGACAUGGAGAAACAGGACUCGAGCAGCACGUCUCUGCAGCUCCGUAAUGAAAUCCAGGAAUCAUUAGGCUUCAGCAGUGAGGUGUCGACUCCUGAAACAGACAGAAAAAUGUCGCUGCACAAGUCCAGCUCUGAAGAUGGAUCUGCAGGCAAAUGGGACAACAAGAAGAAGAACAAAUCUUUUUGGCAGAACUUCCGCAAGUCUCCGCAUAAAGCCACCAUGCGACAGACGGCCAAAGGAGAGGACAUCGGCUACGUGGCGAGCGAGAUCACCAUGAGCGAUGAGGAGCGGAUCCAGCUGAUGAUGAUGGUGAAAGAGAAGAUGAUCACCGUAGAAGAGGCCCUAGCUCGGCUGAAGGAGUAUGAGCGCAGCAAACAGUCCUGCAGUACUGACGCUGCAGAGUGCACUGACGGACCUGCACCCAAUCUAAACCAGUCCUCAAACUGCAACUCUCGUGAACAGUCAGAUGAUGAGCAAUCGGAGGACUCUGUGAAGUUCAAGCGGCUUCACAAGCUGGUGAACUCGACACGCCGGGUCAGGAAAAAACUCAUCAAGGUGGAAGAGGGCAAGAAACAUGGCUCUGAAGAUUUUCUGAAUCUGGACUCACCUCCCACCUGUGAGGACAACACAGCUCUGUACACGGGGGUCCUGAAGAAGCCUCCUCUGCCCCAGGAGGCCUCUCUGCCCUCCCUCACCCAGGAUCAGCUGUCUCUGGAUGGAGACACGGACAGUCUGACCACCUCCCCUUCCUCCAGCAGCUUGGACACCUGGUCCGGACACAAGCUGGUCAAAACCUUCAGUAAGUCUUCCAGCAACCACGGUCUCAUCCGGCCCCCCAGGAGGACCCCGGUUGGCUCUGGCGUGCAGGGAGGUUCCAUCUCCGGCGUCGGAGGUAGCGGCUCUUCCUUCUCGGAGUUGGAUGGCUGUGGAUUGGACGACGAGGGGAAACUGUCACGCUCCACGACCGACGGCGAGAUGCGGAAGGCCCUGAGCUCCAUCUCCCAUGGGAGAACGUGCAGCUUCGGAGGCUUCGACCUGACCAACCGCUCACUCCACGUGCUCAACGCGGGCUCAGAGGCCAACAACAAAGAACAAGAAGCGAUAUACAGAGAAGUGGUCAAGUCCCCCACGACGUCCCGGAUCUCGCUGGGCAAGAAGGUGAAGUCGGUGAAGGAGACGAUGAGGAAGCGCAUGUCGAAGAAGUACAGCAGCUCCUUGUCCGAGCAGUCCAGUCUGGACGGAGCCCCCGGUUCCCCUCAGUCCCCCCAGCCCGACACCGACUCUCUGGAGAAGCCGAAGCUCAAGGCCGGAGGCUCAGUGGAAAGUCUGCGCAGUUCACUCAGCGGACAGAGCUCAAUGAGUGGUCAGACGGUGAGCACCACCGACUCAUCGGCCAGCAACAGAGAGAGCGUGAAGUCGGAAGAUGGCGAUGACGAGGAGCCGCCGUACAGGGGACCGUUCUGUGGUCGGGCCAGGGUCCACACUGACUUCACCCCCAGCCCCUAUGACACAGACUCCCUCAAACUGAAGCGCGGCGACGUGAUCGACAUCAUCAGCAAGCCGCCCAUGGGAACGUGGAUGGGCCUGCUCAACAACAAAGUGGGCACCUUCAAGUUCAUCUACGUGGACGUGCUGAGCGAAGAGGAGGAGAAACCCAAGAGGCCCGUGAGGAGGAGGAGGAAGGGCCGACCACCCAAGCCCACCUCGGUGGAGGACCUGCUGGAGCGCAUCAACCUCAAGGAGCACAUGCCCACGUUCCUGUUCAACGGCUACGAGGACCUGGACACGUUCAAGCUGCUUGAGGAGGAGGACCUGGACGAGCUGAACAUUAAAGACCCUCAGCACAGAGCCGUACUGCUCACUGCUGUAGAGCUGCUGCAAGAGUACGACAGCAGCAGUGAUCCGGAGCGCAGCGGCCUGUCGGGCUCCCAGGAGAAGCUGCUCUCUGAGGGACGGGGCCUGGUGGGAGACUCCCCGCGGGACUCCGGCUGCUACGAGAGCAAUGAGAACCUGGAGAAUGGCAAGAGCAGGAAAACGUCCCGUUCCAGUCGUUCCUCGGCGGGUCUCCAGUCUCCAGACUACCCCACCCUGCCCAUGACCCUUUCAACUGAGGCCCUGCAGCAGAACGGCAAGAACCAGCGCACAAAGUUCCCGAAGAGCUUCUUCAUCAAACCCUCCCUCAAGGCCUUCAACCUGCUGGGGCUGCGCAAAGCCCCCAGACGGUCCCCGAUCCCAGCAAGCCGCAGCUGCGAGGACCUGGACGGACCCCCGCAGCCCACUGGACCCUGGAAACGCUCCCACUCUCUGGGAGACCUGCAAUGGGAGCAGACUUAUGAGCAGAAGAAGGAUCUGGGCCUGGAGGUUAAACCCCCCAUGGAAAGGCCCAAAUCAGACAGCAGUAACUCAACCAAGGUCUGCAGAGGGGAGGGGUCCCCAGCUCAGAAUGGGACUCCACCAGUGAGCCCUAAAGGAAGGGCUGAGAGACCACCCAUACCUUCCCAGCUGCCUCUCCGACCCCCUUGUCCCACACCCCAGUCCCCUACUCACCCAGAGCCCUUCUCCAGUCCUACUCCCAGUCCCCCAUACUCCAGUGGGGAGAGGGUGAUCCGGACUCACCCCAAAAAGCCCCCUGUCCCACCUCCCGUUCCCGCCAAAAAGUCUAGGGAAAGACUUGCCAAUGGCCUCCGUCACGCCCCUCUCUCCCUGCCCUCCUCGCCGUCUCCCACCGCCUCCCCGACCCACUCCCUCACCCGCUCUCACCCCAGCAGCCCCCAAAUCCGAAGUAGCAGCAGCAGCCCCUGCCCCCCUGCUCUGCCCGCCAAGUCCCCGAGCACCCCGGCCAGCCCCUGCGCCACCUCAUCGGCCUCGUCGUUCGGCGAGGAGUCGGGCACCCCCCCGGCGGUCCAGCCUCCGUGGCUCUCGGACCUUGGGGGCAAAGUGGCUGUUUCGAGAAAACUCUCCCAUAACAAAAUGAGCUCUGACCUGUUCACCCUGCUGGAGCAGCGGCUGGAGGCCGAGGGAAUCGACCUGACGGAGGAACCCUACUCUGACAAGCAUGGCCGCUGUGGGAUUCCCCAGCCGCUGGUGCAGCGUUACUCUGAAGACCUGGAGCAGCCCGUGAAGGACGUGGCCUCCACCAUGGACCAGCUCCGAGUCAAAGAGCUGCGUAAACAACACCGCAUGGCUAUCCCGUCUGGAGGUCUGACCGAGAUGUGCCGAAAGCCCCUGCCCUCGGGUAACAUCAGCACAGUCCCCGAUUGGCUCGUCUCCAUCGGCCUGCCCAUGUACGCCGCCUCCCUGGCGGCGGCGGGAAUCGACACGCUGGGUCGCGUGGCCUUGUUAACGGAGAGCAGCGUGUGGGAGGCCGGGGUCCGGGACCAGAGACACGUCCGCCGGCUGGUCAGCGAGGCGAGAUCGGUCAGCGCGCCCAGAGAGGUGAAGUCCUAACCACGUUGGCGGAGUCCGGGUUGGAUAACAGGUGUCGACUCACUGGUCAGUACCGCCUCAUUUAAAGAUGGCGGCUGAAGGCAAAUUGGCCACGGGACUGAACUAAAAACCCAGGCGACUACAGUACUUCCUGUCUCGUGUCUGACGACUCAAAGCGGGCCGCCGUGCUCUCUGAUGAUUUUUGUCCCCAUCACUCUAACUUUUGAAAUGUUUACGCCACUGAGGAAUUUCCCCUCAACAGCCAAGACAAGCUAUCAGAUGCCUUUUUGAAGAUAAGACUGUAGACUCGCGCUGUGGGAUGGCUCCCAUUCUGCAGACGCCCUCAAAGUCUUAAAAUAAAGACUUGGAUCUGCCUUUAAGGAGGAUAGCACACUCUUUUGUAGGAUGGAUGAUUUCUUUCCUUUUUUUUAAAUACAGAGAGACGGUUUAUCUCCUGCCUAUUUCAUAAGUGCUUCAUUUUCAUCUCUUCUCGUGGCAAAGCAGCAUUAUCCGAGGGUUUCCUAAAGACGACGCCAGAACUCACCCUGGACUUCUAAUCCACUGAAGACAAACAAGGAGUAAGAGGUGGUUUUGAGAUGGCCUAUUUUGUAUUAUGUCUCUGUAUUAUAGCAUAAUGAAUAUCUUCAUUUAAAAAAAAACGAUUUCUAUGUUAAAAGAACAUUUGUGUUUGCCUUUUGAAUGUUGCAGCUCUCAGUCAUUUCUAAGCUGAAACAGCUGACAUCACAUCGCACCCUUAUAUUUCACAUUAUAUCCAGUUUUCCUGCAUAUCUCGGAUGCACCUCCAGUCUGAAUACGAGCACAAACAGAAAGCUCUGUUUCUCGCUCCAGGUUUUUUCUCCACAAUCAGCUUUUCACAGCAACAAAUACACCCCCUGCGUAUACAUGGACGUUUUUUAAGUUGUCUUAGCAAUAUGAACGAAUGGCUGGAAGAGAUGGAACCUACAGUAGAGUUGACGCUACUUUGACAGAGACUGAACUGUGCUGAAUGUGUCCGAGUCUGAGAAGUAACCGAGGCGCGGAUUUUAUCAACACGCGCCAGAUAGAUGGCGAUUGUGGUUUUUAUUUUCUCGCGAAGCUCAGACGAUAAAUCACAAAACUACGGGGACGACGCUACAAAAGUGCGAAAGCGUCCUCACUGCUCGAGCACAUGUUCACAGGGAGGGAGGAGAGAGUGAAAAAUGUUCCAAAGACACAGCUGAUAACUGGAUUUGGGGGAUUUUUACAGACACAUGAAAAAUUUGCUUAUUUGGAUAAUAAGCUGUUUUGGGACUUUUUCUUUUUUAAACACAUUAUACUGUAGCUGUAAUUGUUGCCAGUGGGAAACUUUUCAUUGGGCGCUGCGGGUGGAAGGUGGGAGCAGUCGUAUCAGGUGACCUCCGAGGUCUGCACAUGGUUUCACACUCUAUGGUCUUGAGAAAUCAGGGAAACACAGACUGUACAGGGAAACACUGAGUCAGGUCGGUCUGUUACAGAAAAACAACAACUUUGGGCCAAAAAACUAAAAAACUGAAAACAACCAGAAUCUCUUUCAUUUGCACACAAUUGAUCUAACAAAUAAUCUUUCUUUGUGUAGUUUUUUUUUUUUCUCCCAGUAAAGUUCUAUCUUUCACAACCAGAACUGAAGUGGUUAUUCCACGGAUUUCAUAUUUUAAAAAAAAUUGACCAAGUGUUAUUGUUAAUGUGUUUUUUUUUUUGCAGUGGGCACUUGAUAGGUAGAUGUUUGAUGCCUUUUUCUUCUUCUUCAAUCAAAGUGGUGCUCUGGGAGAGUGAGGACGGGGACGGGGACGGGGACGGGGGGUCACUAUUAAAAAAACAAAAAACAAGUGUUUUGUAAUGAAUGAAAAUACUGACACUGUAAAUGCACUUUAGAGGGUAAAUCUAGCUGUUUUUAUAGGUGAAAUUGGCUUCAUUUAAUGGACAUUCGUUGUCAGGUAUUAUAAAAGGGUUUCAGUGGGUAACGCUGGUAUUUUUUAAUUUAGUGUUGAGUUCCCGAUGCCAAGUUUUAAUAACCAUUCACGAGUUAACCAGUUCCAGUGACUUACUUCCAGUUUGUUUUUGCAGUCUUACAGAAAAUACAAAUUCUUGAUUACAUAUAUGAAAUGCUUAGUAGAAGUUGCACAUUCUGUAUAUGUAAUUGAUAUUUAAUUAAUAACUUAUUUUUUUGCUCUUUUUUUUUUUCCACAUCAACUGUAAUUAGCUGUACUAUAUGAAUAGCAAUACCUUCCUGCAUAAUGCAUAUUGCUUUAGCCAGUGAGGAGCUGCAGUAUGUAAUGUAAAAUAUGUGUACAAAUUAUUUUAUUUGGUUUUCAUCUACCUAAUGAUUGUCCAUACAGAUUUGCUUGUGUAUUGAAACAACAAAAGUAAUGUCCAUAACUAUUUGUCAUUCUUAAAUAUAAUAAAAAACUGUUUCUUGCCA
Molecule: messenger RNA, 7473 nt
Organism: Hippoglossus stenolepis (Pacific halibut)
Lineage: Eukaryota; Metazoa; Chordata; Actinopteri; Pleuronectiformes; Pleuronectidae
Gene: sash1a
Product: SAM and SH3 domain containing 1a
Exons: 20
Coding region: 984-5057 (1357 amino acids)
Molecular function (GO): protein binding
Source: RefSeq, a predicted model, not a curated record